This is a messenger RNA of Magnolia sinica, 4786 nucleotides long. RefSeq lists its product as uncharacterized. The transcript has 15 exons. The record is from RefSeq and is a predicted model, not a curated record. Gene Ontology annotation, cellular component: plasma membrane. Lineage: Eukaryota; Viridiplantae; Streptophyta; Magnoliopsida; Magnoliales; Magnoliaceae. Bases 1508 to 3961 code for a protein of 817 amino acids.
AAAUUUUGCUACCCAAAUCUGAUAAAGAGGGUAAAAAAAUCUCUUGGUGUAAAAAAAUCUGAAAAAGCGAUGAAGGAGAUUGACACAUCUAUGUCUUAGUUGUUAAUGAAAUGAAAUAAUCAGAUGUUCCACUUUUCAUGCCGAAACUCCUUUGCGAAUUUAAAGACUCGGUGUGUAAAGAAUUCCCAGUCAGACUUCCUCCUGUAAGGAACAUUUAACACCAUACUGACUCGGCGACACGUAUGAACAUGUUGAAUCUUUCACAUUAUUGAAUGAGUUCAACCAAAUAAGCCAAACUCCUACCGAUUGAAUGGUCUGGCAUAAAGAAGUUCAAAAGAAGAAAAUAAGCGAAGGAUAUCAAAGGGAGCAGAGCCAAGUAUUGAGAAGCUGUAAAUGAACAUCACCGUGAGAAGAUACACAAAGAAGGUGACUUGGUUAUGGUUAUCUUAGCAAAGAAAGAUUUAUGAGGAGAACUUAUAACAAGUUCAAGUAUAAGAAGAUUGGUUCAUGCUGAGUCAAGAGUAAGUUGGGUGACCAUGGCUAUGAGAUCGAGUUGGUAGAUGACUUAAAUAUCUUGCGACGUUCAAUAUAGACGAUUUGUUUGGGUACCAUGGUGAGGCGUUUGACAUGCAAGAUGAAGUCAUUGUCAAUAUGGGUGAAUAGCUCUGAAGAAAAAGAAGGAAGUAGUUGGACACGAUGACUGACACUUGAUGGGGCUAAUAUAAGUAAUACAUGGUGAAAUGUAACAAUAAGCCCUAUUCUGAAUGCACAUAGAUUAUAGGCGAUGAAUUGAAAAGAUUGGAUUCAGACCUCUACUAUUUAUAUGGAGCCCCCAACUCACUGGAGUCGAGCUCUUUCCAACUCGAGGGGGAGGAUUUCAUUAAAGAUUCAUAGGGAUUGUCUUUAGUGUCUAUAAAAAGAGUGGUCGUGUAGGAGGUAGCCAUUCAACAUUUCUUUUGAGUUGUGAGUUUUCUUAAGUAUUGUACAAGAAGAAUUUUGAAUAUCAAUAUAGUUAUUUCUCUCUCUACUCAAAUAUUUCUUGUGCAUGUAUAUGUGUUCAUUUCUUUGCAAUUCUGGUGUUGAGAUCUCAUUGACUCGAUAACCAAGUUGCACCAUGUAGGAAUGGCACAUACUCCAAGUCCUCGUAGCAUUCCAUAUUGAUUAUAUUUUAUUCCUUUUUUGGUCUUUGAUCUUUAGCUGACCCCAUAUAGGUGGGACGAAGCUCUGACGAUGAUGUUUGUCUUUGUUCUUCCAUCCCCUUUCAAAAACUUUCACGGUAUCUAUAUGGAGUUUCUUUUAUUAAAAAAAAUCAUUUGCUUCUCUACCAUUGACUUCUUGACACAAGUUUAUUUCAUAUAUUUGGACCCCUUUUCAGUCCUUUUACUCAGAAUUGAUUUUUUUACUGUGUGGAAAUGUGGAGAAUGGGUGCUUCAAUUGUUGAAAUACUGAUUUGGAUCUUAUAGGAAGAGUCUGAAGAAGAGUUGAGCUGCCACCUUGGUUCUCUUCCAUGGCAAUGACUCUAGAGUCAGAUGCAGACUUUGAUGAACAUAGAAUGAAAAAGCUUUCUAAGAGUACAGUGCCCAUGAUGUGCUUAAGAGAUGGUAGUCCCCCUCUUCCAGAUGUAUCCGAAACUUCUAUGAGAGAUUUGGUGUUACAUCUUCACUUCAAUGGGUCGGUUGGAGGUGUGCAAAAUUUUCAGGGUGCAGCACAGUGCUUUUCCUUUCAGAAAAAUACAACAGUGAAGUUGACGAAUGAGCAGAUCUCUCCUGGAGUACUGUAUAUAGGAUUUUUCAAUGGCAUUGGGCCGGCAAGAACACAAUCAAAGAUGAUUAGUCGAGGCCCAUCAUACACGUUCAGAGCCGACAUAAGUAUAGAAGGAUGCAUAACCUCAACAAUGUGGGGCCCAUUUUGCAAUCAGUCAAUCAGUCAGCUUUCUUGUGUUCAAACUGAUGCCAACACAAGUAGAAGAAGUCUUUUAGAUCAUGAGAUGUACAAUAGUAGAGGCUCAGCCAGCGGUAAUAUCUACGUACGCAGCAUACAAAAUGCCCCAUCUGAUGAAAAGAAGGAAGCAGCAUUGACACCUGGUGUGUUACCGGCCUCAGAAAAUGUUGUCACUUGUACAGAUUCUCAUGAGGCUGUAUGUCUUGCAAAUGACAAGUUAAAGAUCUACUCUUUGGAAAUAGUGGACAUGACAUUCCAGUUAAAGAUUAUGGCUACAGACAUCAGAUUCAAUCAAACAUCUAAUGCAAAUGUCACUGAGAAUGAUGGAAAAAUGCUGAUAUUGUGUUAUGCUCGACAUGAUGCUAUGCCGCUGAGCACUGUUAAUGACUAUUCUGGUGAUAUAAGUAGAGUUCCUUUGAUUAUCCAAUCACCAAAGAUUGGCCGAUGGUAUAUUGCCAUUCAUGUUGUGAACCAGACAAGUGUAAAUGGAGAGAUGCAAGAGGUAUAUACAAAUGCUAGUCUGUGCUUUUCCUUGGAGUUGCAAGUGGACGGAUGCCCUCUUGGAAAGGCUGGACCAAACUGCACGUGGGAAAAGCAUAUGCUUCAGAGAGUUCUUAAGAAAAGUCCUCUUCCUUUUGAAUCUUAUUAUUUGCCAAUUGGUGAAACGAUGUUCAUGAAGUCGGCUAAUUUCCCUGUGGAGCCCCUUUUAAGCAACUCUUCAUUUGGGGACAAAUUAGAUGUUGCCUGGACUUACUUUCUUCUGGACGUUCCUCGUGGUGCAGCUGGCGCAAACAUACAUGUUCAACUAGUAUCCGAUGCAAAAGUGACUUAUGGAAUAUAUGCCAGAUUUGGUGGGAUACCGUCUCUUGGUACUUGGGACUAUUAUUUUAAUGGGACGAGCAGUAGCAAUGGCUCCAUGUUUUUGGCAUUGAAUGAUUCAAGUGAAGGAAGGGUGAAUUUUUAUAUUUUAUAUGCUAAAGAAGGAACUUGGACUUUUGGGUUGAGGCAUCUCAUUGAUAGUCGAGUCAAAGAUCAUAUUACCAUGUCUUUCGGUCUUGAGGGAUGCCCAAGACGAUGCUCUUCUCAAGGGACGUGCCAUUUUCCCGCAGAUGAAAGUGGUUUGACAUUUUACAGCUACUGCUCAUGUGAUCGGGACCAUGGCGGCUUUGAUUGUAGCAUCGAGCUUGUAACACGUCAAGGUAUGGUUUUCCGUCAUGAUAACUACAACACACCUUCAUACAUGGGACAUAUAUGGCAGUCAAUUGUCCUUAUUGCUUCGAAUGCAGCGGCCAUUCUGCCUGCAUUUUGGGCUCUUCGGCAAAAGGCAUUCUCUGAAUGGGUUCUCUUCACGUCCAGUGGAAUUUCAAGUGGACUGUAUCAUGCGUGUGAUGUAGGCACCUGGUGUGUUCUCUCUUUUCGUGUUUUACAGUUUAUGGACUUCUGGCUUUCUUUCAUGGCCGUGGUGAGCACAUUUGUGUACAUGGCUACCAUAGAUGAAGUUUCUAAGAGGGCAAUUCAUACGACAGUUGCAAUUCUUACAGCUCUUAUGGCUGCAACCAAUGCAACCAGGUCAGAAAAUAUUAUUAUUAUUGUAGCCAUUGGGAUUCUAGGCCUUCUCGUUGGAUGGUUGAUAGAGUUUUCUACUGCAAAUAGAUUCGCACAUUGUUCAUUGGGAUUCCGCUUCAAUAUACUUGAAAGAUGGCAGAGUACUAGAGGUUGGCUCUACGAUCUUAUGAAAACACUGCAGAAACGAUUCCGCUGGCCCUUCAUAUUUCUUGGGUCGGUUGCAUUAUCUGCUGCUGGAAUAAGUUGGAAACUGGAAAACAGUCGAAGUUACUGGAUUUGGCACAGUAUGUGGCACAUCACCAUGUACACAGCCUCCUUCCUCUUCCUCUGCUCGACUUCUGUAAAUAACAGUAGACGAGGCCAAUCAGAAUAUGAACUGACGCGGCAAAAUUCAUCUUCAAGAGGCAACUCAGUCGAAAAUGCAGCAUCAGCCACAACCAAUGGAUUAGGGUGACUAGAACAGGCAAGCUGUUUUGGUAGCUAUCAUUGUAACUCAUUAGCUUCCAACUGACUGAAGUGGGCCAGAGAAGAUAAAAGUGCUGAGCUCUCUCAUCAGUACCAUUGGCAGUAACACAAAAGAUACUGUCUGUGGAAGGAGUCCAUCAAUGUAAAGAAAAUCACAUACAGUUUAUAGUCUGGGGUGGAAAGGGUAGCCAGCUCGACAACGUCGGUGUUCGAUUCUUUCAUCGUUGCUGCAGGCAUAUGUUGCACGGCCAUGAAGGCUAUGGAGUUCUUGGAAUAAAGAAGAUGCCGAAGGGUUAUUUAUCAUAAAGUUAAUAAAGAGAAAUGUUCAGAUACAACGUUGUAUGGGAACUUCAACAUGGUGUUUUCUUUCCGGCUAACAUGUGAGUUUUUUUUUUAAACAUCCAAACAGUGCAAAUGGUUAGAGAUAUCAUAAAGAUCAUCCAGGAUAAAAACUGUGAUGGUCCAUUCAUCGUUUGUACAUGGGUUAUUCCAAUUUUUGGUCUUGGUGAUCUUCAUGGGAUGGCCCACCAUUUUCUCAGCUUGGAUUUUCCACUGAAGUGACACAUUAGCAGAAAAUAGAAACGCCGUAUGUUAAAGUUCCCAUACAAAGUUGUAUGUAAACAUGUCUCCUCCCACACAAAGUUGUAUAUGAACUCGUCUCCAUAUAUAUUUUUGGUGAGGGGCGAAGAUGGUGGGAAGAGAGUUAUUAUUACUCCGUCAGCACUUGCAUGGCAGUGAUGUGAGGGGAAUAGUAGGAAGCACAACCGAUGUAGGUACUGCGCCGCUAUGUGAAAUUAAGGUAAUUUGGUCUGUA